This is a messenger RNA of Camelus dromedarius (Arabian camel), 12647 nucleotides long. It is a transcript of the gene CLMN, whose product is annotated as calmin. Gene Ontology annotation, cellular component: meiotic nuclear membrane microtubule tethering complex; cytoplasm; nuclear outer membrane. The transcript has 14 exons. Gene Ontology annotation, molecular function: actin filament binding. NCBI's taxonomy places the organism in Eukaryota, Metazoa, Chordata, Mammalia, Artiodactyla, Camelidae. The record is from RefSeq and is a predicted model, not a curated record. Gene Ontology annotation, biological process: negative regulation of cell population proliferation; nuclear migration. Bases 383 to 3286 code for a protein of 967 amino acids.
UAGGUGGAAAUGGAACGUAUUACAACUCAUGAAUAAUUCGCAUUCUAAAGGGAGUGUUGGCUUUACAGCAGUCUGCUUUCAGAGUGCAUUGUUUGACAAAGGCUGCCUGGAAAACCUAGAAAGUUUGCCACCAGGAGGGUGGAGCUACCCACUCCGUGCAUUUGUCUGCAGGUCAUUCUCUCCUGGGCCUGUUUCUUCACCCAAAAAAUGAAGAGUUGGAUUCUGCUGCCUAUUCUGGUCGAUUGGCUGUGCCUGCCUAGUUGAGAGGGAGACUGUGCAGAAGAGGACUUUUACUCGAUGGAUAAAUCUACAUCUGGAGAAGUGCAACCCACCUCUAGAAGUUAAAGAUUUAUUCAUUGAUAUCCAAGAUGGCAAGAUCCUAAUGGCUUUGUUAGAAGUCCUGUCUGGGCGAAAUCUGCUGCAUGAAUACAAAUCCUCAUCCCACCGUAUUUUUCGGUUGAACAACAUAGCGAAAGCACUUAAGUUUUUGGAAGAUAGCAAUGUGAAACUUGUUAGCAUCGAUGCGGCAGAAAUAGCGGAUGGCAACCCCUCUUUGGUUCUUGGGCUGAUUUGGAACAUAAUCCUCUUCUUCCAGAUUAAAGAGCUCACGGGCAACCUCAGCAGAAACUCUCCAUCUUCCAGCCUGUCACCCGGCUCGGGGGGCACAGACUCAGACUCUUCCUUCCCACCCACGCCCACCGCAGAGAGGAGUGUGGCGAUAUCGGUGAAGGACCAGAGGAAGGCCAUCAGGACACUGCUGGCCUGGGUGCAGAGGAAAACGAGGAAGUACGGCGUGGCGGUGCAGGACUUCGCCGGCAGCUGGAGAAGCGGGCUGGCUUUCCUGGCCGUGAUCAAGGCCAUCGACCCCAGCCUGGUUGACAUGAAGCAGGCGCUGGAAAACUCCAUGCGGGAAAAUCUAGAGAAGGCUUUCAGCAUCGCCCACAAUGCCCUCCAUAUCCCCAGGCUCCUGGAGCCGGAAGACAUCAUGGUUGACACGCCGGACGAGCAGUCCAUCGUGACUUACGUGGCACAGUUUCUAGAACAUUUCCCAGAGUUGGAAGCCGAGGAUUUUGUGGAUUCAGAACAAGAAGCCCCCAUUGAAUCCACCUUUGUUCGCAUCAAAGAAACCCCUUCCGAACAGGAGAGCACCAUCUUCCUUCUGCCUGAGAAUGGGGAACGUGCCUACACCGUCAACCAUGAAACCAGCCACCCACCACCCUCCAAAGUCUUCGUCUGCGACAAGCCUGAGAGUGUGAAGGAACACUGCCUGGGCGGUGUUUCCAGCCAGGAGCUGUCAGACAGCUCCACCGAGAUCAUGCAGCAGAUCAUCGACCAGGUUCUCCAGGGGGUGCCGGGGAAGACCAACGACACCAGUGAGCCGCCUCCAGAAACUUCCAUCUUAUCAUCCAGAAAGGACAACCGGAGGUCCAACUCUCUGCCAAUCAAGAAAACUGUGCACUUCGAGGCUGACAUCUACAAGGAUGCCUCCUGCAGUGAGGACCCUUCCUACAGGCAAGACUUUCGCUUCGAAGGGAGCCCAAGAGGAACAAAGGAGUUGUCCAAGCAGGAUGGACAUGUCUCGGCAGUGGAGGUUGCUGAAGAAACACCAAAACAGGAAGCCCCAAAGGUCCUGGAAGCCGCCUCCAACAAGGCUCCUGGCGAUGUGUCUUUGGUGGAUGCGAAGGUCAAUCAUUCUCAGGCAUUCCAGACCUCUCCCUCCUGGGAUGGGGCGUCAGAGAGGGCAGGCAGCCCCGAGGAAGAAAGUCGGCCCCUCUCACCCCUUGGAGAUAAUACCGUCAUGGCUGAAUCCUUGGAGAUCAAGGUUAAACUGCUGACUGUAGAAGCUAUGGAUAAAGAGGACUAUUUCGAGGGCAUCCCAUUAAAAGCCUCUAAGUUUAACAGCAACCUCACAGAUUUUGCCUCCACCAGCCAGGCCUUCAACGAGGUUCCUUUGCCUCAUGAGAACAAACCUGCCGAAGAUGGGGUAUUGGAGGAUCAUUUGGAGAAACUGGGUAAGAGGAGGGGUAAAUCUGCCCACAAAAAGAUGGAUUCGGAAGAGCCUCCGGUGAUGCCCAACCAGCACGCACCUCCCAAGGACCCUGGAGCAGAGGACCAAGGCUGUUCUUCGGCCCCCGAGGAGGCAGCUGUGGAUAAAAAGCCAGAAGUGUAUGAAAAGGCCAAGCGAAAGUCUCCACAUCGCCAUCAAGGGGAGGAGGAAGGGGACCCCAACAACGCACAGGGGCUGGGGGGAGAAUUACCCUCCAGCCCGCCCAGCAGCAACGUCAGCUUGGAGACCCUCCAGAGCCCCAGUGAGGAAGGCCUGGAUUUCAGGCUGUCGCCGCCGCUCUCCAAGAUCUCCGUCAUCCCCCACGACCUCUUCUAUUACCCACAUUACGAGGUCCCCCUGGCGGCGGUUUUGGAGGCUUAUGCCGAAGGUUCAGAGGAUUUGAAAAAUGAAGACAUGGACCUCGAAGAAUCAGAGGGCUACCUGCCGGACCUGGGGUCCAGGGAGGAGGGGGCCGACGAGGCUGAGGGCUCCCAGAGCAGCUGCAGCUUCCUGGGGCUGCGUGAGGACCUCUCCUGGGCCAGCAUCACGGAGGAUGCCAGACCAGCCUCUGAACCCGCUCCCCCAGCCCCGCGAGGGGACCACCAGCAGAGUGAGGCUGAAGAGAGUGCCCCGGGGGAGAGCCAUCAGUCCCAGGAAUUCCCCAAGUCGGAAAACUUAGCAAACCCUUUAGAAGCAAAGGUAAUGGAAGAAUCGAUCAGCAGUAAAAAAAAGGAGAAAAGGAAACAUGUGGACCACGUAGAAAGUUCGAUAUUUAUAGCGCCCGGAACUGUUCAGUCCUCAGAUGACCUCGAAGAAGACACUGGCGACCACAAAGUCCCCUCCAGGACAAGUCACAGUGACUCCAGCAUUUACAUUCGACGACAUACUGAUAGAUCUUUGGAAUCGGAUCAUUUUAGCUAUGUUCAGUUGAGGAACGCAGCAGAUCUGGACGACAGAAGAAACCGAAUGUUAACCAGGUACAAUACUCAGAAGCUCACUGAGCUGAUUUUACAGUUUUAUGGCAUCAGAGCAGACAUGAAGAGGGAAUGCAAACAUGCCAGGAUGUCUAUGAAAGCCAACAACUCUGGUGAAGCCAGGCUGCAGGAGAGCCGCAGCCCACGGAGCGACUCGCUGACGCAGUUCAUCCAGCAGCCCGACACGAUGUACUUUGUUCUCUUCCUCUGGCUGCUGGUUUACUGCCUGCUGCUCUUCCCCCAGCUGGACGUCAACAGACUCUGAUGCGUGCGUCUGCGUAAUAAAAGAGACAGGACCCUGACCCGGGGUGGGACUUCUAACUUCUUUUUAUUUCCCAUUCCUGAUGGGGCACUUCUGCAAACAGUUGAGAACCUCCGAAGAGAGUUAGCCUCCCUCUCCCCACGUUUUGUUUUCAGGUCUUCUUUUCCUCUUGUAAGUCCUAAGCAUGCUUUUCCCUUUGGCUGCAUACUCGACUCUCAGGCGUGUGGCUGGACCCGUGGGUGGGGUUUGUUCGCGUGCCUUGCUUUGUCAGGUGUUCAGCUGUGUUACUAAUACUUAGCCAUAACUGGGUCUCUGCUCGCCCCACGUGCAUGUUUUUCAGGCCUGGGAUGGACUUGGAGUUUCUCACCUCCUGAUGAGAAAGAGGAUGGAUGCCCCAGGCAGGGCCUCCACUGGGUAGAAAACCGCCAUGUUUUCCUCCGAGAGGGGAGUUUGAGCCAAGAUUCGGGGUGGGGGGGGAGGUCCAUGCACCUGUUGUGGUUUUGUCCUGUUCUUUGGGGGCUCCCCCAAAGCUGCCGUCUUCAGGGAAGCGCGUCCGGGAACGGCAAAAUCCGAGCAAAGUGGAAGCUGGGUCGUGAGUCACAGCGCACACUUGUUCACCCUUGGUUUUCCUUGGGGGUUGGGGGACAUGCCUUUUAAAUUCACAUUUGCAUUAAUUGAAUUGAGGUAAAAGCUGUGAUUUUCAAACCUUCUCCAUCCAUGGAACCCUCUUUUCAAGUGAAUUCUCAGGGAGCCGGGCUAGUUGAUACAUUAAAAGCGGAGCUUUGGCUGGGGUUCCUCUCGCUCUGCCUUGGCAGCCUCCUGGCUUCCAUUCGUGGCUCCUGAGGCAUCUGUGUGGGCACCCAAGGCCCCCAGGGCACUGUAAAUGGAAGCCCCCAAAGCCCCGAGGAGAUGGGCCUGGCUGAGAAUGAGCUCCCCUGACUUGUUAGAGCAGGAGUGGUCCAGCCGAUCUUGUUCCGAGAGAGCCUUUGUGCACACCUGCCUCGGGAUGCAAUUCUCAGCACGGGCAUCCUUUGUGGUCAGUCAUAACAGGUCUCUUGAAAAGGAAAAGGGUUGCUAGAAAGCGCCCCUAGAAGUAAGCCGAACAGGCACUUAGGGAGAGGACAGAGGCAGCCAGCGGCCCUUCCGUCUUCCUUCUCCUGGGCUCCCUCUGCUCCCCGUCUCCUGCUGAGAUACAGGUCAUAGCGACCCUGUGUGUUACUUCCUUCUCCCAGUGUCCUCCUCCUCAGAAAGCAUGUGUGAGCUGAGACUUACAGAACCCCAGACAGUGAGGUCAGGAGAGGACAGCAUCUCCUCUGCUGAACUCAGAGACGCAGAGCCAGUUGACCAAGAUCACACAGCCAACCAGGAACAGACUUGCAGGAAUACUCAGGCCACUCGAUGCCCAGUCCAGAGCUGUCCCCUCUUUCAGGAAACAUCCAUUGGGCCCAUGAAUGUCCUGAAAAAAAAAAUUAAUAAAAUGAAUAGAUAAGAAUGUCCUCAUUUAAACAAAACCAAAGUUCUUAGGCCAACAGUCAACCUUUGUUUUUUCUUGUAUUUUUCCCCAGAGGAAAUGUUGUUCACUCUCAGGCUUGUCCCUCAUUCCUUCUGGAAGGUCCUUGACAUCUCUGACAGCUUGUCAGCUGACAUACCAGCAUUGUCCUUACUCCAGGCGUCACGGUCCUCUCUCGGCAAGCCAAAGGCCUGCUUGUUUCAAGCAGUGGGGUUCAAGUUUUCAGAAUUCUAGCAUGGCCAAAGGAAUUUACAUAGCACAUUUCAGUCGAUGACAGCCGGAAUCUGGCCUCUAACCCACUCCUGUUAUAGCCUGCUUUCUCUCCACGAACGAACCUAAGCCUUCCAAGCUGGAAGCUGUUGGGAGCUUGGAGUGAUUCCAUCUUGAAGGCCAAGUGUCCCGUGGAAAAUGAGCUAAUUAAUGAGCUCCCUGGCAUCAAUGAAAACUCAAAGGUACAGAUAAUAAAGAUGAUGUGUGUGAUAUUUUAUGACCCUGGACACCAUGCCGUCCUCACCUAAAUUAAACGCUUGAAGAGCCGACCCAAACGUUAAUCAUUUCAUUUUACGGGUCUAGACCUUGUUCAGAAAAGUCUCUGCAGGCUUCUUCUCUCCCCAUUACAAAGUGUAAUAUUGUUUAAAGCCAUCUACUGGCAAGAUGCCUGAAAGUCAUUUGGUUCAGGUUGGCAGCAAACUGAUUUUUUUUUGUAAGAAAAAAAAAAUCCUCUCUUGAGUCUAGGCUUGUGUGGGAGAAGCCAGAUACAGAAGAAGGUGGAUAAGAAGCCUGCAGGACAGAUCACCCCGUGGCUUGUAUUUUUUUUAAGAAUUUAUUUUCAAUUCUUAUCCAAGUAAUACAUGUUCAUGGUUUUAAAAGAAACAAAUACUGUGAGGCUUUUAAUGAAAACUAGCAGUCCCUCUGUCUUGCUCCCCAGAAGUAACUCUUUGAACUCCUUCAGCUGUUUCUUCUAAUAUUUACCUUUGCAUUUCUACAUAACGUGCUUAUGUUUCUUUUUUUUUUUUUAAUUAAUUUAGAAACAUCUAGUGGCUUGCUAUUUGGUAGGUAAGGAUCUUGCUCUUGCCCAAACUGCGUUUUGUUUUUCCAGUAUUGUUCAAUUGUGUCAUUUGGAGCAUCUCUGUUCAGUGUGAGCAUAUGAGGGCUGUUGAUGUCUGAGCCAAGUAGUGUACUAUAGUUGCAUGUCCUUUCUCAGCAAAAUUUUUCUCCCUUGGUGAUGAUGAUGAUAAUGAAGACUUUGGUGUGGCACAUUUCUUAGUAACUUCCUGAGAAAAGGAACGUGGGAAGUAAAUAUUAUAAAUAUUUUGAGAUUUUGCUUAACUUAAAACGUCUUCAUUCUGCCCUUUCCCAGGUAUAGCUGCAUAUAGAAUUGUGAGUGGAAAAUAAUACCCUCCCACAGCCCCCCCAACAUGGUUGUUGAAAUUCCUGACGCCAUUCUGAUUCAUUUAGACAUGACUUGGGUUUCUCCCCUCUCCCAGGACACGUUUAAGAUCCCUUCAUUCUUAGUGAUCUGAGUUGCCCUGAUGGCAUUGAAUCCUUGAUGCUGGGCUCUCAUGGGAACUUUCUUAAAUUUUCUUGUAAUUGUUCACAUUCUUUAUUUCUGGACAACCUGUCAUUCCAAUGUUGGACCUCCCAGACUAACCCUUUAAUUUUUUUUAUCAUUUCUAUUUCUCACUUCUUAAUUUUUUUGAUCUGAUUAUGAGGAAAAUUACUCAGCUUUUAUCUUCUCAGUAUACCUGUUGAAUGUUUUAUUAAUUUUUAAUUUGCAAAACAUUUGGUGGCUGUUUUCUUGUUUCUGUUUUAUAGUGUCCUGUUCUUGUUUCAUAGGUGCAGAUCUUACCUCUCUGUGGAUGUUCAUGAUAGUGGGGUUUGGGGGAAGUUCUUUUCUGCUCUCUAUUUUGCCUUUAUUUCCUCUUAACUCCCCUUUCUCUUGGCCAGUCUCAGUCUCUUUCAUGUUACAAGUUUCCUUCAGAUAUCUAGAGAUCCCGUGAAUCUGUUCAUGUGUAAGAAUGAUACAUCAAAAAAAUGGAUAGGAAGCUCUGUGUGUGAACUGAUGGGUUUUUCUUUAGGGUCACCAGGUGGGCACCUGGACUUUUCAUGGGAGGACCACACAUAUCACUAUUUGCAGGUCUUUUCUCUGGGACUCAAAUUGUGUUUCUUUAGAGAUAUUUCCACUUCUCUCCUGCCUGAGAAAAAGAGGCAUACACACGGCUGCUACAAGCCUGUGCAAUGCUCUCGUGCAGUUUCAAAAAAGGUAUUCCCUCUAGGUGUAUGGCUUGGAAAGAGGUGCCCCUCUGGGCACAAGCCACCCAUGGGCAGUUGGCCAAACUGGCAGAAGGCAUCUUUUGUCUCUUUCUCCAGGGCAAGGCUUGAGGAGCAGAGUGAGGGCUAGGUUUUAACUCCCAGUUGUCUCCUUAGCCAAGUGCCUUUGUGCAGUGCACAGACUGUAGGGCUGUACCCAGGGGUCCUGGCGCACACCCGAGUGCCUGCCUCCUGACCUCUGAGCAGGCAUCUCAUCACAGUUAGUAUGCAGACUCACAGAAUUGCUCCUGCCUCACUGUGCCUGGUGUUCCAGGCCUGGAGCGCCUCUGCUUCCCCUGUAGAGUAGGCAGCUGCCAACUGCCCGUCCUCUGCAGGUGUGAGGUGCUGGGAUCCCGCAUCCCUGCUCACGUCUCCCUUUGCUCUGCCCCUGCUGUGCAUAGGUUGGCACCUCUUACCUGCUGUCAACUCCUCCCCGUCCCUUUGUCUUCCUGGUUGCAUCACUUCCAUUCCUUUGCCCUUUUUCCUGUGGGGUUUCUAGAAAUGAGCCCGUGUGCUCAAGACCCCAUCUUGAACUGCAGGUCCCAUCUGUGCCUUCUCCCUGCUCGUCAGGUGGCUCACUGCUCAGUGGAUGCAUUUGUGAACUUGCCCUGAGUCCUGCUGAGCCGGGGUCUGCCAGCACCGACACGCAGCGCAGUGCCAAGUGAGGAGAGAAGAGCUGGAAUGCCGCAGUGAGGACCGGGGCUCUCCUUCCUCCCCCCUUUUCACCUCCUGCCCCCACGGAGCUACCUUAGAGCUCCUGCCUCCCCCUAUGCUCCAUGGAGUCACCUACUUUCUAGGCUUCCUUUGCCGCCCUCACUUCUUUUGGAAACCAGUGGUCCUUCCACACUGGUGUCGGCCAGCAAACAAACCAGUUGCUCCCUCUGUCGGGUGAUUGUUUGGAACUCAGAGCAAUUUCCCCGGUCAAAUCUGGCCUCUGUGUGGAGCUGGGCUCCCUCCCACCAGGACAGGGAACCAGAGGCGGUCCUCCCUCCCCAUCCCCUAGACAGCCCCGCCGGACACAGGCUGAGGCACCCUUUCUGGGGUUCAGCACAUUUCUCCCAACUCUCCUCACUCAUCCUCGUGCAGUGCUCGUUGUAAGGGUCAAGCUCACAGAAGGCAGAAGGUUUGGAGGCCUGUGUAGUCAGUCUUCAUAAAUUAAAGAUUGUUUGAUAGCCUUGGGGAUCCCAUAAGGGUCUAGCACCUCAUUUAAGAAAUGAGAAAUGGGGUAGCGAUGGUUAUAGCUCAGUGGUGGAGCGCAUGCUUAGCAUGAGCAAGGUCCUGAGUUCAAUCCCCAAGUACCUCUUAAAAAAGGAAGGAGGGAAGGAAGGAGAAGCUAAAGAUCAGGCAGGAGAAAGGACGAGUCACACUGCUGGUCAGUGCCCUCAGGAGGGACAUCUUAAUUCCCAGUGAAGUUCUCUGCAAAACUCCAGCCUGCAGCCACCUCCCUCCUCACCCAGGACUCAGAGCAUCACAGAGCUAAUCGCUCAAACACAAGCCAGAGCAAACAAGCCAAGAGGUAUCUCACGGAGGAUCAGCAUUCACUGUGGCGCCUCUGUUAAGGACUGUUCUCUUACCCCAGUUGUGUCAUUGGAGGGCAGUCUCGUGAUGCGGACUCUUUUGCACAAGCGCGGUUUUUCCUAGUUCUCCACAAGGGCUCCAGAUGGCCCCCUGCAGUUUGGAGCCCUGGCCUGCCCCUCCUUUCUGUUUGGAGACCUUCCUCAGUGAUCUCUGCCCAGUUCCCCGCCUGUGCUCAGCCUCACGUUCUGAAGUCCCCGAGGUGGGCCGCGUGGGUGUUUCAAGCCAACGUGGCUCCUCAGAACCUUCUCAGCGAUGCUCUUGCCAGGACGCAAGAGCACGUGAUGCUCUUCUGGUCCAGAUGUGUUACUUCUCUUGCCCCAGCGUUGCAUAAUCGCUGCUGAAACAGCCUUCGGGGGGAGUCUCAGGCUGCAGCUGCCCAGGGCUGGGCCCCCCCACUGAACAGCAAGCUAUGCAGCUGCUGAGCGGGGCUGCUCUCAGACGAGGGCCAGGACCUGGGCCGAGCGGUUGGAGGCUGAGCACUGGCGUGAGUGGUAGCACGCUUAUUUGUCUCCGCAGCCAGCCUGUGUCAGGAAACCAAGAAAUGAGACGUGGUUUCUUUGCUGGACGUUGAGUCCCACAGAUCUUUUCAGCUCUGCCUCUUGUCAGCCUUCCCCUGAGGACGGACAGUCAGCAGCACAGGGAGGUGAGCCUGACGCACGCAAAGCGUGGACAUGGCCCUGAAUCCAAGUUCCCAUCGCGUGCAGACACCGUGCCUUCAGGCUCCUGGCGAGCUCUGGCCCUCCUGGCCCUGGUGUGUACGGCACCACCGUGCCCACAGGCCUUGAAAAAGCUCCUCCACCUUUGCGGGCGCGACCAGGCUUAGGGUGGGCUUGGUCGAGUAAAGGGGCAAAGGCCUGGAGGUUCUGAGUCCCUGCUUCCCCGAGAGUCAGCAGAGGUCAUCCGAGUUCCGGGGCUCCUCUGACUGUUUUGGAAUUGCCAGACCCCACAGUGCCGGGAAGACCGACUUAGGUGUUUUUAAUCUGUUCUGAGAACCUUGAUGAAAACCCAUCAGGCUAACUGUGAUUCCCAGCCCAGGGGCGUAGCACCAAUGAGCCAGAAUGCAACCUCGUUCAUGGGAAGAAGACAGCCAGUGUUGUGUGCUGUUUGACCACAGGGUUUUUAAAUACACACACAGCUCAGGAAUCUAAGGCCCUGAUCCCCCUGCUAACUUUUUAAAAUCCCUGACCCUCAAAUAUCAAGUCUAGCUUUCAUCCUGCAGGAAUCUCUUUAACCGAACCCUCCUUUGAAAAAAAAAUCACUCCCUUCCCCCUUCCCCAGAAGGUGAAUGGGAUGGAGGAAGAGGGCAGCCAGAUCCAGGUUCGAGUCCCAGCUCUGGAUGGGCAUCUGGAUGACCUUGGGUAAAUGACAUCUCUGCGCAUCUUCUGAGCAGAGUAGACGCAGUACAUGUUUGUUGAAUGAAUAAUAGCUUCCUUGCGAGUGUGCUGUGAUGUUGUAAAAUGCUCAGUAGCUCCUUGUUCGCAGGUCCCCACUCUCCAAGCUCUGACUACACCUCCUUCCAUGACAUUCAGUUUACCAUAGCUUCUCCCCACCUCUCUCCAGGCCACCUCUGCUUUGUCUCUGAUCUAACACAUGCCUUUUACAAGAGGAAGCUGAAGCCAGCAUCUACCCAUUAACUCACUGGACCCUUUAAACAAUCCCAAGAGGUGGUUCUUUCAGAGAGGAAACUACAGCAUGAGGAGGAAGGGUAACAAGGUCAUCGAGCUGGCAGAUGGCAGAACUGCGAACACAGGACUCCUACUUUGAAACGCUGAUUUUCCCCCUAGACUUCACUGCUUAGAAAAGAAAGUUAUGUCUAAUGAGAUGCAGAUUCUCGGUGACUUUGGCCUAGUUGGCAGGGUGGGUGGAAAUCUCAGAUGGGAAGGUGGUGAACUUUAUGAGUCACAUUGCACCCCACCCCCCGACCCUUCACUCUCCUUCCCAAGAUUCUGAAGACUUCGACUGCCCCCCCACCCAAUAUCAAUACUGCUUAAAUAUCAUAAAAAUGACUGAGUAAUACGGUACAUCAACAAUUCCUCAAUUAAAAAAUAAAUUAAAAUAUUUAAAGGACUAGGAUGCUCCAAGUUCAGGUUUUAGCCCAGAGUUGCAAAUUUGCAACCCAACUGACUGCAUCUAAGGGCCUUUAGCAAAAUAAUCUGUGUCUAACAUCGAAGACUUGGGUGACUUUAAAUCACGCCCCGCCCACCCCGCCCCCGCUCUUCACUCUCCACUUGCAACACAUGCUUUCCAGAGUAGGACGUUAGGCCCCCUCCUUCAAAAGCAAACUUCGUUGUGCUGCACGGAGUACAACGGAAACAGGGAUGGAGAACGUGGAUUACUUGGAAGAAGCCAUAAUUUAGGAAUCAUUAUUUUCCUUUGUUUUAGAUUUAAAAGCUGAGAUUUUUUGCUCUGUUGCAAAAACAAAUAGAAAAAUAUCUUUGGAUGGGUUUUGUUUGUUUGUUUGUUUGCAUUUACUUGUUUAAGCCCCAGCAGAAGUCAGUAAGAGCAUGUUCUCUGUUAGACGAUGCUAUGAUGACAGCCGCAAAGUGCCUGUAUCCCUAAAUGUCAUGUAAGGAUUGAAACACUUUUUUAAAGGAAACUUGGAGAGUGUCUGUAACCUAGAGAGUUGACAUUGUUCCAGAGUAGGACAGUGCUGGCCUCAGUAUCAGAAACCCACAUCCUAGCUCUGGCUCACCUGUGGUGACGCCUCGAAUAAUUCACUUACCGUCCUGGGUCGGGAGUUGGAAGACCUCUGUUUCAAAAUCCUUCCUAGGUUUAAAAACCCAAAGAUUAGCAAGGUAGCUUUGUUUUUUGUUGUUGUUUUGGUUUUGGUUUUUCAAUCUCAGUAAGUGGCCUAUUUGCUUAGAAUAAAUGCACCUCUGUAUUUGUCAGUGAAACCCAAAGCUUAGAGCAUUGCUUCCAGCUUUACUAUCUGAGAAAGGUGCCUUCGGAAAUGGUUUGGUAAAAUAAAAGGUAGUCCAUUGAAGGACGUGUGGAUGAAAGUUUGGGGUAGAAUGUAGGAGAUCUGCAUCCUAGGGCUCCCUGCACCAAACUGGUCUCCUUAAAUUAAUCUGCAUCCAAGGCAGUUUUCCGGGGGAAUUCACAAGUUCAGCUGCAGGAAUAUAUGGCCAUAAACAACUGGGCCUUUCUGUUCUUCCCGCCUUUUUUCCCUUCCCCUCGCAGACUCAAAAUACAGAGACACAGAAAUUCCACUCGGAAUCAGAAGCUGCUUGCAGUCGAGCACUGGGUCCCUUAAGCCAAAGACUGGUACGAUUGUGUAGAAUGUCCCGGGGUGGGGGUGGGGCAGCGUGGUACUGGGGGGAGAAAGGGGCAUGAUGCAGAGACCCUUUGCCCUCAAAAUUGCACAGUAGGUUAGCUGCCUGUAUCACCUGCAUUGGUGCUGGUAACAUCAGCCAAAGAUGAGCAGUGUAAGUGGAAGAAUGGUUGUUCGCCACCCUGCCUUGUCCGGAUAAAUGAUUAAACCUGGAAACAGGAGUUUGUUCGGAGCAUAUUGUAUUGAAAGAUGAUAGGUGUUUAUUUUUUCAAGGUCUGUAAUAUGUUUAACAGAUUUCAUGCUAUAGUUUCUUUUAAUGUCAUGGCAGGACUGAAUUGAUAAUGUCUGAACAUUUUUACUGAGCGCUCUAAGAGAACUAUUGAAAAACAGCGAAAUGUUAAUUUUGUAGUACGAGAAUUAUUUUCUCUAUUUAGUAUAUACAUAGCUGUAGCUUUGUAAAAAGGUAUCUUUGUAAAAAAAAAUGGUAUGGACGUGCCCUCUUAUUUAUUGAUUAUUGUAAAUGAAGAUAUAAAUGACUAUUUGCAUAAUUUAUACCCGUGGGAAAUUAACUGGAGUAUUUGUUACAUGACUGUUUUCUAUCAAGGACUAUUAGGCUUGGUGCUAUGAUGAAUGGUCUUGUAAAAUUCUAUGUAUUCUUAAGAAAAAUUUUGAGUAUAAAUUUCACGAAUAGACCA